AUGUUGCCUCCAUGUCCUAAAUGUGGAAAAGAUAAUUUUAAAAGUACUCGAGAUAGAAACACUCAUCUGAAUCGCAGAAUUCCAUGUAUACCUAAAAUUAUUGAAGUAAUUAGCUAUCCGGAAACUAUUCCAGAACCUUCAGAAGUUGGAAAUAACCUUCCAAACAAUCUAAAGUAUGGUGGUACAUCAUCUGUAGAAGAGCUUAAAGCAACUAUAGAUGAGCUUGCUUCACAAAUGCGAGCAAUUUCUUGGCAAUUAAAAAAUACAUCAAUGGAUAUUAAGGGAGUGUCAGGUGAUAUAACAGAUUUAUCAAAUCAGCAGGAAGCAGCACAAAGUAAAAUACAGGAUCUUGAGGAAACAAUGUCUCAACACACUGCUUCAACUAAAAAAUCUGUUCAAAACCUUCAAGAAACAUUAUCUCAACAUACUGCUUCAACCAAAAAAUCUGUUCGAGAUCUUGAGGAGACAAUGUCUCAACAUACUGCUUUGUCUAGUAAAUCAAGUAUUCAUAGUAUUCCACUUUCAACUGCUAGUUCUAAAACUUCACAAUUUACAUAUGAUCCUACAAUAGCAGAUUUAGAACAGACUGAAGAGGAUAAAGAAAUGGCUAGAUUAUAUAUUAAUCAACUUUUAUUACUAUUGAGAUCAUGUCCACUUGAUAUUGAGGAAUUUAAAGAAGGAAAUAAUAUGUUACAAUGGCUUUUUGCUAAUAAUAGAAUAAGAGAUGAUAAAUCAUUUUGCUGGCUUUCUGCAUUAUUACAUAGUCCAAAGCCAACAAGAAUUUCUUUAGGGAAACCUGGUUUAGAGGAUUAA
This is a messenger RNA of Rhizophagus irregularis DAOM 181602=DAOM 197198, 813 nucleotides long. RefSeq lists its product as uncharacterized. Lineage: Eukaryota; Fungi; Glomeromycota; Glomeromycetes; Glomerales; Glomeraceae. The record is from RefSeq and is a predicted model, not a curated record.